GGGGCCGUCACAUGGCCUUAACCACAGGCUUGCUUCCUCCUUCUGCACAGUGCCGGAGAGCCAGACCCAGGCAGCCCGGGCCCGCUUCCCUCUGCCUCCGGCUGGGAUGUCUCCACAGCAGUGAGGCCGUUGGUGUGCAGCCUUUCCUGGCCGGUCUCCCCCUCCGCAGCCUGCUGAAGCCGGGGUCAUGUCCAUGACCACUUUUUUCUUCCUGCUGACCCUACGGCUUCAUGGGUCCGGGCAGCCCAUUGGGGCGGAAGCGUGGGAGGCCAGAGAACCCUUGGCCGACAGAAUCAAGAGGGACUUAGUUGAGGAUGACGACGACUACGAACCUUACAACACGCCCGCAUCGGAGCUGAUGGAAAAUGACACUUUGCCCGUGUCGUCCCCGGGUAUGGUGGGAGCAGGGAUGCCGGGGGCAGCCACGGACCGGCCCGGGAGUGAACCCGUGGGACUUGGGGCCACAGCGGGGAUGACUCUGGGAGCCACGGCGGAGAUGACUCCGGGAGCCACGGAGGGGAUGACUCCGGGAGCCACGGAGGGGAUGACUCCGGGAGCCACGUUGGGGAUGACUCCGGGAGCCACGGAGGGGAUGACUCCGGGAGCCACGGAAGGGGGAACCACCGGUUCUGCUCUGGUAGAGGAGUUGACUUCGGGCCUCGUCUCCACCCGGGAUCUCUCCACCCACAGGGCGGUCACCUCUGCGCCCGAAACCGUGGGCCCCACCACGGAGGAGGCGACUUCCCCCGUCCCGAGCGCAGGGGAGCCGGACGCUUACAACUCCACCGGAGGGGCAGCGGCCACGGAGUCAGCGGGUAUCUCCGGCGUAGGGAGCGUGGCCACGACCACCUCGGCUCCGGGCACGGACACGCCGAGCGCUGCGGGCACCACCGAGGGGCGGCUGCUCACAGACUCUGCCUCCACCAUCCUCCGGGCAGAGCUCCAGCCUAACGGCAGCAGCCCGGCCUGGGCCCUGAACGCCUCCGACCUUUCCACCCCCAGCCUCCCCGCCACCUCCCCGCCCGGGGCACGCUUGGCCCCUCCGGCUGUCACCGGGAGGAUGGGCCCCUCCCCCAGCUCCGCCCCGGUGGCCGAGGUCACGACGGCCCAGCUGUUCCUGUCCGGCCACAUCCCGGUGCGGCAGUGCCUGCUGGCCGUGCUCAUCCUGGCCCUCGUGGCCACCAUCUUCCUGGUCUGCACCGUGGUCCUGGCCAUCCGCCUCUCCAAGAAGGGCCACACGUACCCCGUGCGGGAUUACUCCCCCACCGAGAUGGUCUGCAUCUCCUCCCUGAUGGCCGACGGGGAGCCCGCGGCCAACGGUGGCCCCGUCGGUGCCAAGAGCGAGCUCCUGAAGCCCGGCCCGGACGCCGGGGAGGACGGCGACGAGCUGACCCUUCACAGCUUCCUCCCGUGACCCCGCCGGCCCACCCCGCCUCCGGGCAGCCUCCGGCCGUGCCCUGGGAGGGACCGGACCCGGACGGACGCACGUGGGAAUGCCGAGGCCCUGACCCCAGGGAGGCCGAGAGGCCGCUCAGGGAGAGUCCCUUGAAGCCUGAAAAGAUGGAGGCCCAGGGCCCGAGUCAGAUUCUGGCUGGAUACUUCAACGAGUCUUCUCCGGCUGAGCCUUCGUUUACUCUUCGGUAAAAAGAGAGGAAUCAGAUUAGAAAACCUCGCAGGUUACUUCCUCCUCUCCAACUAUGAUCGCAAGCCUGGGAAAACCGACCGGGGUGGGGCGGGGGAGGGGGCGCUUUGGGCUGCCAGCUGCUGAUUGCAUCCCUCCGUAACUUCGUAAUUGUUCUGGGGGAGUUGCUGGACUGGAAAAACUCCUGACUUUGCAGCGGGCCUAGAAAUGAGUGAGUCCGAAUUGUGCUGUCUCGGUUCUCAUCAUAGACACUUGUGACUUUGCAGAACCUUCCAAACCUUCUCUCCUCUGACAACAUCUUCAGGAAGCUGGAUCAUCUCUGGGCUGCAGAGAUGGAGUAGACUCGGGUUGCACAGGUUUACCCUGGGACACACGUGCUUGUGCACAUCCACACUCACACUUACCUCUAGCUGCCUUUAAACAAGACGGGCCUUCCCUAGACUGGCAUUGACUCUCCCCCAAGCCUGGGAUGCUCUCGCUCCUCAUUCCCACCUCUUCUCUUCCUUUAAGGGCCAUCUAAAACCCCACCUUCCACCAGAAGCCAUUCCCAACUUCCCUUAAUCUUAGUGCCUUUCCUCCUGGGUAUGUGCAGUUUGUCCUGUCUAUCUAUAUAUUUUUUGUACAUACUGUUGUUUCCUUGAUUAGACUAUGAACAGGUACUGGUUUUUGCCUUUCUCUGUAUCCCUACCACUUAGCACAGUGCCUGCCACAUAGUAGGUGCUUAAAUAAUAAAUGUUAGCUGACUGACAAAUACACAGUAAGAACAAAGCCUGUUAUUCCAAGGUUGAAUCUCAGGGCUCUCUCUUUCCGACUCCCUGCUAUUAUUCUUUGCUCAUAACCCAGGAGGAAUCUCCCAAAUCCACUGGGAUUCAUGAGUCUCUGAAGAGGCUAAAAAUGUAAGAACUUGAGUUUGUAUCUCAUUCCUGCCACUUAGGACCUGUGUGACCUUAGUCAAGUCAUUAAUGGCUCUAGCCUUCCCCCUUUCUGAUCUGUAAAAUGAAGGGGAUGAGCUCCAUAGCCUCUGCAGUGUCUUCCAGCCCUUUGUCCCUGAGCCAUGACACUUCUCAAUGUUCAGUCAAGAUGGCAACUUUAUUGACUGGAGACCUUGGUUGAGGGGUUGGGAGGGGGAGGUUGCAGAAGUCCUGGCCUCAGGACUAGGGGAAGGGUCCGUAGGCUUCCCCAGACUUCCAAAGGAUCCCUGACACAAACUCUUAGGCUCCCAAUUCCUGCCUACUCUUCCAUGCUAUACUCCAGCCGAAUUGCCCCACCAACUGUUCCCCAAAUUUGAUGCUCAAGACAAGCCUUGCCUCGUACCUGGAGUGCCCUCCUCCCUCAUCUCCACUUCUCAGAAAUGUCCCUGCCUUCAGGCUCAACUUGGGUACCAACUCCUCCAAGAAGCCUUUCCAAUCCCCCUGUUGGUGUUCCCUCUCCCCCAGUUCUCUCUUGCUCUAGAUUAAUGGAGCCACAUAGAUUUCCUUAUGUACAUAUGAUUUUCCCCUCAGUAGAAUGUAAGCUCCUUGAGGGCAGGGAUAGUUUCACUUACUUGUCUUUGUAGCGCUGCUACCUUGCACAUAGUACGUGCUUAUUGUAUGUUGAAUUGAAUUGACGGCAAUAAAAAUGUUCAUUCUUCUUCCUUCA
Molecule: messenger RNA, 3280 nt
Organism: Sarcophilus harrisii (Tasmanian devil)
Lineage: Eukaryota; Metazoa; Chordata; Mammalia; Dasyuromorphia; Dasyuridae
Gene: SELPLG
Product: selectin P ligand
Exons: 2
Coding region: 188-1414 (408 amino acids)
Biological process (GO): hemopoiesis; leukocyte tethering or rolling
Cellular component (GO): plasma membrane
Source: RefSeq, a predicted model, not a curated record